Penaeus vannamei (Pacific white shrimp) is the source of this 960-nucleotide messenger RNA. The record is from RefSeq and is a predicted model, not a curated record. NCBI's taxonomy places the organism in Eukaryota, Metazoa, Arthropoda, Malacostraca, Decapoda, Penaeidae.
UAGUCUUCGCCUCAGGGGCCAGCGAGAACGUUUCCCGAUGACUCUCCGUCGAGCAACCGAGAUGUCGGGUCCGAGGAAGUUCCUGGUCGUGGGCAGCUGGACGCCACAAGCGGACUCGAGCGCAGAAAACACGAGAGACAGUUUCUCUUCGUUCCUGUCGUACGCUCGACAGAAUCUCCCUGUCGAAAUCGGCACGACUGUUCCUGACGGUCAUCAGGAGGAGGAAGCCUUCUGCAGGGACUGCCACUGCCACUGGGAAGUGGUGGGCGGGACUUUGUCGGGUGAUCGUCUGUGUGUGCGAGACGUCGGAGGACCGCGAGGAGGGUCGCACGGACGACGUCCUGUUCGGCCAGAUGAAGUCCUCGCCGCCAGCAUCAGCGACUGGUCGCGUGUGGUGAUCGCCUUCGAGGCUCUGUGGGCCAGCAAUACCGGCGUCCUGGCCACAGCUGCGCAGGUACAGGAGGCCUUGGCCAAGCUGCGACACUGGCUGCGCGCCAACGUGAGCGACAAGGUGGCCAACAGCACCAGAAUCCUGUACGCAGGUUCCGUUUCGUCGAGCAACUGUCGAGAGCUGGCUCAGCUGGAGGACCUGGACGGCUUCCUGGUGGGGAGCGCGGCCCUCAGCCCCGACGUCGUUCCCGCGAUCACUUCGUCGCGAGAGUCUCGCUCGUCCCUGUGGGCGACGCACGAGGCCCUCAGGUCGACCGCUCAGCUGAUCCAGCAGCUUCGUCAGCGGGAAUGCGCGAGGAGAUUGGAGGCGAUGACGCGCAGUCCGAAACGAUACAUCUGAAAGCUUUUCACAGCUGCUUUGGGCAGAAUCCAGUGCAGAUGAAUAUCUAUAGAGGUCUAUAUGUUUAUAAGUCCUUGCUAUCUGUUAUAUGAAGCAACGGCGUUAUUUAUGUGGUAGUAUUUAUUUUUAGUAAUUGACACUGUGCAACUAUUUUCAAGAAAUAAAGAUAU